Messenger RNA from Solanum tuberosum (potato), 1239 nucleotides. RefSeq names its product putative B3 domain-containing protein At5g58280. The transcript has 8 exons. Gene Ontology annotation, molecular function: DNA binding. The record is from RefSeq and is a predicted model, not a curated record. The coding region runs from base 167 to 1039 and encodes 290 amino acids. Lineage: Eukaryota; Viridiplantae; Streptophyta; Magnoliopsida; Solanales; Solanaceae.
GUGUGUGUGCACAAAACCCAAAGCUGUAAAGGAACACAUACUGUUUUCCCUCUCAACUUUUCUCUACCUUUCAAAUUUCAAAAAAAGCUCUCAAAUUUCAUCUUCUCUUUCUCUUCUACCUGCAUUUUCAGCUCAGAUCAAGGAGGUCUUUUGAGUAUUGUAGUCAAUGGCAAAUGACAAAACCAACAGUUACGAAGAGGUCCGUAGGCAAAGGGUUCUGGACAAUAAGAAACGAUUUGAGGAUCUGGGGAUUUUGAAUAUAUCUAAAAACCUUUCUGAUAUUACAAAGUCCGAGAAGAAGUCCGACUAUAAAACUGAGCUACGCCGAGUUAGACAAAAAGCAAAUGAUGUUUACAUGUCGGAGCCAAGAAGGUCUGCACGGGCAAGGAAUCCUGUUCCAACAUACCGUGAUGAAAUUGAUCUAGAGCUUCCAUCUUUACGGAAGAGAUCAAAAUUCAACUCUUCAUGGGCAAGUUAUCUAGCAAGACCAUUGGAAGAAGUGAAAGUUGCUUCAUAUGAAGAGAAAGUACAAGCUUUAAAGUGUGCAGAAAAGCUCCAGAGUAAUCUGCAGUCGGAUAAUCCAUUUUUUAUCAAGACUAUGGUUCGAUCCCAUGUCUACAGUUGUUUCUGGUUGGGACUUCCUACUAGAUUUUGUCAAGACCAUCUUCCCAAAUCUACUGUAGAUGUUCUGCUAGUGGAUGAAGAAGGUUUAGAGUAUGAAGCUCUCUUUAUCGGCAAAAGAACUGGACUAAGUGGAGGAUGGAGAGCAUUUGCACUUGAUCAUAAGCUGGAUGAUGGGGAUGCUCUAGUAUUUGAAUUGGUCGAGCCCACAAAAUUCAAGGUCUACAUUGUUCGAGCAUCCCAAUGUUCAAGUGAAGUGGAUAAAUCUAGUGCAGAAAAAGGAGAGAGUGAAGCUGAAGAAACACCAAAGAGUGAAAGAAAGAAAAGAAAGAACAAAUCAGAAGUUCCAACAAUAGCUAAAGAAGAAGUCUCUGUAGUAGUGGCUUCAGCCACGAGACGCAGUAGUAGAAGAAAGUAAAGAAGCAUCAUUCUGUAGGCAUGUGAGAAAUUAAACCCUUUGUUGUGGGUAAGCAUAUCAUAUACUGAAGAUUUUGCAAGACAUGUUAAAAUAUUUGGCAGUAAAUCUCAUUUGCCAAUAGCUAACUAGGCAACUUGCCCUAGAAACUCUUGACAGUUGAAGAAAUACAACUGCAGCUCUGUUGCUCCAUUUUUACUUUG